AUGAAAGCAGACAAAGAUCUUCGUGCGGCCAUUGUCAAGCUCCAUGUUGCUGGGAAGUCAAAUUCUGAGAUUGAGAAGCUCUUUCCGGACAAAAAGGUGACCCGACAGUUCGUCUACAAGCAAGUUCGACGGGUCAAAGAGAUUGGUGGGAUGGAGGACAGGCCAAGAAAAGGUUGGCCACUGACUAAGAGGACCCCACCUGCCAUCAAACAGAUCAGGGAAAAGCAAGAUGGAGCUCCAGCCCACACAGCGAAAGUUGUUCAAGACUUUUGUCAGAAAAUUUUUGCAAGGUUCUGGAGCAAGGAGAUGUGGCCUCCCAGCAGCCCCGAUUUCAAUCCACUGGACUUUUCUAUUUGGUCCAUUCUUGAGGGAAGGGCUUGCAAGACAGCUCACCACAGUAUCGAGACCCUGAAGCGCACCCUGAUCAAGGAAUGGGAUGCCAUUGAAGAUGAUACUGUGUGUGCCAUUUGUGCCUCCGUCAUCCCUCGUCUCAAGAGGGUCAUCGCCAACAACAGAGGCGGGCAUUGUGAGAAUCGGGAGUUGGCGUUCUGGCCCGUUGAGCGCUUCUGUGGACGAGCGCUUGAUCGCCGAGGAGCGCUUGCUCUAUCAGCCGAGUUUGCUGUCACGGCCUGCCGACUCAAUGGGCCCGUUUCCACCAAGUCAGCCUACCUGGUGGUGUUCUCGCCUGACCGCUCGCUCAUGGCCUCCACCCACGGUGAUCAUGCCAUCUAUGUCUGCCGCGUGCAAACCGGCCAAGCGUCCCGCACUCUCCAGGGUCAUCCUCGCACGCCCUGGUGCGUGGCUUUUCACCCUAGUCGACCCGGCGUAUUGGCUUCGGGCUGUUUGAGCGGCCAGGUCCGGGUGUGGGACUUGCAGAGCGGCGCUUCCGAUAUGUGGAAGACGGAGCGGGCUGUUGCCGGACUCUCGUUCCACCCCUCGGAGUGCGUGUUAGCCGUGGCCACGGUGAACGAGGUCUACUUUUGGGACUGGAGUCAACCCGAGCCGUUUACCAAAGUCAAAACGCGUCACGAGCAAGAGCGGGUCCGCUUCGUUCAGUUCGAUCACAUCGGUCAUCACCUCGUGACCGGAAUUAUGAACUACACUCCACCCAAUCCGCCCACGCCUGAGCGAUCCCGUGAAUCCUCGCCGUCACGUGCCGCGGUCACUGCCUUAGAAAGUGGCCGCUUCCGACCGCCCUUGCGGCAUGUCGAUGAUCCUGGAUUUGGCGGGGGUGGAUUACUCAGCGCCCAUGACGUCCUUUUUAUGCACCGUCGUCGACGCCACUUACCUUUCAGUGAUUCGGAUUCCAGUCCCAAUCAGUCGCCCGUGUCUUUAGUGAAUUUGUCUCGCCGGCGUGCUGACCGCGAUGAGGCUUGGUCCACCACGGCCAGUAUCGGAUCCCGGGGCUCGCCGCCUCCUUCGGCCACGCCGUCUGACCCAGUCCCACGCUCCGCCCUGGCGGGCCCGGCCUUGACUAAUUCGGCCUCUCAAACCCUCUCGGACCUAGCUCAAGCGGCAUCCAACCAGUUAAUCGCUGAGAAUGAACGAUUGUUAUCUGGCCGAACUGGCGCCCAAAGCAUGUUGGAUUCUAGCUUCGAUCGUGAUGAUCCGUUGCUGAGCGACCGACCGUACGGGCAGUCGUUGCCGACUCGCACUCGUCCCGCCUCUCAAUCCAGAAUUUUGACAGAGCCGAGCCAAAUCCGUACCCAUUUACUACCUUCCGGAGCCGGCCAACGGAGUUCCCGAAUUGAUCAUAAUUAUGUGAUGCGAUCAAACCGUUUUGGCGGAUCAGGCACCAGUGCCCACCUCUCUUCUGGGCGAGAACUUGAUCUUCGCAUGACUUUUAGCCAUAGUCCUGAAUCGGAAUUUGUCGAGGUGGCUCGCCCUCCUCCACUUGGGGUGCGAAAUCCAAGUCUCGCUAGUUUGGAACCCGAUGCACCUUCUCGCGUCCUAUCUCAAAGAGAAAGACGACUCGAAACUUUGCUAGACGAGAGACGUGCAUUAGUCCAUGAAAUUCAACAAAUGCGAACCACUCGGGAAAUACUCUUUCCCAGUCCUGAUGAGCCCGCGCCCGGCAAUAUCCCUACCCCUAUCCGUUUGCCUUUUGGCCCCACUUCUCGCGAUUCGUCCACACAGCCCGGCCAAGAUGAUCUCUCAAGAGCAGGAAUUGCUGCCAGAUCUCUAAAUGAACGCUCAAGAAGACCUCCGCCGCCGCCCUUCUUGCCUCUUCGUCUUCCAAUCUAUAGUGCUAACUCGACAGGGGGUGGUUCUUCAGAAAGUGGGGGUAUAGCUUCAAGUACUGUGACGGCCACGACGGUGUCGCCAUCAGAAGUGGGGCCGAAUGCAAGAUCUUCAUCGCUCGCAUCACCUAGGUCCAUUUCCAUGACUGCGGAUACCCGUGACCACAUAUUUGGUAACUCUCGACCCAUCGAUGAAUGGGCUGUGAAUCAAAGACUAGCCAUAGAGAGCAGCCGUUUAGCUCAAUCAUUGUCUUCGGAACUUGGAACAGAGGCGAGUGAUGUUCUCAGGCUCUCAAAUGAAGGUAACAACGUCUCCAAUACAACAGCAACCGUUUUGACGUCCAACGCCACGAAUCCACCAGAUCCAGUCGAAAGAUUGUCAUUGGACGUACAAUUAGAGUUAUUGCGUAGUCGACGCCGAGAACGCCUUCUGCGAAUGAGCUUAAGACGAGGAGCAUUGAAUGAGCUCAACCGCAUUUACGACGAUGAUGGCAGUCCCACUGUGUUAAAUGAAAGCGACGCCGUCCGAGCAGCAGAGCCCACUGUUGAGACACUACCUCCAUCUUCUGAGGUUCCCCCAUUAGCUGAACAUCAAACCACAGCCUCCGCACGAGAAGCGGUGGCUGACCCAAGUAUUGACGGACCUGAUGAGUCUGACACAGGUCGAAGUGGUUCGCAAAGCCUAGACAUUGCUCUUCUGAGUCGUCACAUCGAUCACAUGCAGCGGAUCUGCCGAGAAAGCCUCUCGGGAAUCAUUCCCAGACAGAGAAGGCAAAUUUUGCGACUUCAAUCGAUUCGUCGAAUGCUAGAAGAUCUGCAAGUGCAAAUUCGUAAUCUUCGAGCGGCUUCCAUCCAAGAACUUCAGCGGAGACAAGAUCGCUUAAGUAGCGACCUUCAGGCUAAACAGAGAAUAUCUUUGGCAUUAAGCCGCCUUGGAAAUGCUGCCCGACGCUCUCCUAGAUUGCCAGCCACAGCACGGGGAGCAGCCAACCUUGGGACAAGAAGACCUAACCCAUCCGACCUUGAAGCGGCAGUUGGUAAUUCCUCUUCAACCUACCGCAACCGUUCUCUGGGGCAACUUCGAAAGUCGCUCAGUCGAAGUUCCACCCUCCGAGCUCGAGCUCAGUGUCAAGUGGCUUCACAAAUGCGUGCUUCUUUAAGGGCUGUCCAACUAGGCCCUGAUUUAGCCAGGCAAGCCAACAGUCCGUUGAGCCAAAUCAAGGCCCAAGCGAGUUUAAAUGUUUUAGAGCAGACUUCAAAAAAUGCCGGAUCUCUCCUGCCGAAUUCACCUCAAGUCAGCUCAGAUAUGUCUGCCGUUCACAUCGAGCCGGUGGAUGUCCUGGAACCUGUCACAAACACUGAUAGCGUGGAUUUGGAUGCACGUGUUGUUCAAGACUCGAGAUCAGAAUUACGAGCUUUCUCUCAAAGAUUGGAGAGGCUUCUCCGAGCCCAACGAGAAACAGCUGAACAAGGUCGACGAGGCUCUAGGGACUUCGAGGAUCAUGAUUUGGAAGAUGACCCUGCUAAUGUUGAUGAUGGUGAUCCUUUGCUUGGCUUGCCUCGACCCACCACGUACAUGAGUUAUCGGCAACGUUUCCGUCACCUGUUUGACGGAACUUCAGAAUACAGUAGUCUAUUGGACCACGAUCCCGAGUCUCAGGAUCGAGGAACUACAGAUCGAGGCAAUGGCGAUGGAUUUUUUGCCUCGUCCUCGGAGUCUGAGAGCGACAGUGAUCCCUCCCUCUCAAGCUUCUAUGGUCUUCCUUACACGGGAAAUAACUUGGAUAAUCGUAUUCGAAUGGAACACAUGGGCUUGUCACGCCGAGGUCCGACAAGCCGAACCUUUCGAAAUUCUUUACGUGAUUGGUCUGAUGCUCGGGUUGGAUUACGACGCCAUGAAGAACGCGAGCGGAGACGGCUGUCACGGGAACGAGAUCUCAUCCGAAGACGACAUCGCUAUGGAAGGUAUUUUGCGGAUUCCGAGUUUUUCCCGGGGACUAACGAACCACAGACCCUCCCACGAACCCAUCGAGAUCCCUUGAUGAAUCAAAUGAAUCAACAACCACACAUGUCCUCAACCAGGAACGUUACGAAUGCCGGGGAUUCUGAAAACGCGAACACAGUUUCGCCAUUACGCGAACAAAUUUGGAGACGCUUGAGAAGACGGAACGCCCAGCUGAAUCAAUUAGACUCUCAAAUCAUGGCUGAAACUGGAAGUCGCGACAGGUCUCGCCAUCGUGAAUUUCUCUCGGGUUUGGUAGACCAACUCACCAUCGAUCAACCGCAAUUUUCGUCUGCUUUUCACCCCAACAAUGACGUUGAUCAUCCCCGUGGUAGCGCCAAUGACAACAUCCCCAUUGCCAACAACGACAGCUUAUCUAUAGCCAUGAACUCGACCCAACGCCCAACGCCAAGCUCCUAUACUGACUCCAAUAACGGUCGGGCCUCGUCUCCUGGAGGACGUUUGAGAGGUCUCCCCGAUCAGUUGAGAUAUCGCAAUUACAGCCAUAUGCUCAUUUUGGGUAGACGAGAUGCCGCAGGAAUAGGUCCGUUCUCCUUGCGAAUAGAGGAUGGUAUCGAGACGGGACACAUGCUGGCCACCAAUCGUAUUCAGGCGUGGAACUUCAGUCGUGGCCAAUUGCCUGAUAUUUCGGACACGACCUCGAAUAUUGUGGUGAAAGAAGCUUGCAUCGUGAGCUCAGCCUCCGUGGACAUUUCCGAAGAUAACACUCUUCUGGUCACUCUAACACCGACCUAUGCUCCCAUGACGACGGCAGUGGGCGUGUACAGUCUGAAAACCGAAUCUCGGGGUCAAUGCUUAGCUUCCCUGAGUGUGGAGUCAUCGGUGGUAUCAGUGAGCUUGUCCCCGACAUCCCGUCAUUUACUGGUCGGAUUGAAUCGCCAAACACGAAGAUUACCGUCGAGUGGCGCCGAAAGAGGCCUGAUGGCUCACGUCUAUCGGAUACAGUUCCCUUGGGAGCGUGACUCCGAACGAGGACGCCUCAUUCAUAAACGCGAUAUCGCUCAGUUGGAAACAUCGGCCUUGAAUUGCAUCCGAUGGAUUCCAACCCCGGGGCAAGGUAUGGCCUAUGCCACCAAUACGGGAUUGAUCAAGCUGUUACGGUAGAAUAAGUCAAGAGUGAAAGGGAAAUGACCAAAUGAUGAUUUUGAAAAUGGCAUCAAUCCGUUUCCCCUCGCAAACAAAUUGAUGUGCAAGCAUUGUCAAGAAGAUGAAAGAAAGACAUUGCGGCAUUUUUUUCAGUAAAUUAAAACUGGAGUGUUUCGGUUACUGUUUAGGUAACUUCAUACCAUGUGUUCGUCAAACCACCCAUUUACAAGUUAUGUCGAUUCGAGUGUUGAUCGUGUGAGAAUUCGAAAUCACUCUGAAGAAAGAACAACCGAUCAAUCAAUCAAUCUAAUAAUCCAUGUAGUCGGUCGCAACAAGCGAGGUUGUGAAUUUGCCCGUGGAUGGAUGCGUACGAGAUGUAGGCUAUUAAAAAUCAUGAUUACGUUUGCUAACA
Messenger RNA from Tigriopus californicus, 5761 nucleotides. RefSeq lists its product as uncharacterized. Gene Ontology annotation, cellular component: intracellular membrane-bounded organelle. Lineage: Eukaryota; Metazoa; Arthropoda; Copepoda; Harpacticoida; Harpacticidae. Gene Ontology annotation, biological process: autophagy. Gene Ontology annotation, molecular function: nucleic acid binding; protein binding. The record is from RefSeq and is a predicted model, not a curated record.